AUGGUUGAUAAACAGUCCAAUGAUCUUAAGAAAAAAGGAGGAGGAGAGCUUUGGGAAGAGAAUAAACCUGAGAAGCUGGGCGAGAAAAUCCACAAAUCUCACCGAGAGAAGUUAGCACCUGCUGAUGAGAGGAUGCAAAGAUCAGACACAAGACUCUAUCUCCCAGCAGAUCUAGUGGAGAACAUUCUCAUAAGGCUUCCAGUAAGACAACUUGUGAGGUUUCAAAUCGUUUGUAAAGAUUGGAGAAGUCUCUUAGGCCAAAGCAGAUUCAUCUACGCUCAUCUGAAAAACAACAGCCACAAGUUCCUUCACUCAAGAGACUCUUCUCAGAUUUGGAUAGUAGAGAACUUGGAUCAAUCUCCUCUAUACUUCAAACUGUGUGAUCUCCGUGGUGAACAUAUCCGAGGUAUCUCAGCCUGUGAUGGAUUAAUUUUGUGCAACACUUACUCUGGCAAAAUUGCAAUCUGGAACUUACAAGUACGUAGAUGGCUACCCGAUAGAGAGUUUGUGUCCUUUGAUGACUGCUGCUGCCUUGGACGCACAAGAGACAUGAUAUACAAGGUUUUAACCUUCAAUCUCGUUGCUAGCCGUUAUUAUGAUAGUGCGUUAAAUACACUUGAAGCAGAAAUAUGUGAUCUCCAUUCACAGAGCUGGAAGUCUGUAGAGAUGGAUGACACUUGGACUUUGUAUAGGAAUAAGUUUGUCGUGCUAUCACUGGGAGGAAAUUCGUUUUGGUUAGCUUGCUGGUGUGACAACAAUGAAGUCUUUGUGCAGUCGUUUAACUUUUCCACGGAAUCGUUUAUACCAGUUAGACUUCCUUUUGUGGUCAAGCCAUUGGAUGAGACUACAACAGCUUUAUCGU
Molecule: messenger RNA, 862 nt
Organism: Camelina sativa (false flax)
Lineage: Eukaryota; Viridiplantae; Streptophyta; Magnoliopsida; Brassicales; Brassicaceae
Source: RefSeq, a predicted model, not a curated record